CUUCCUUGUUUACUGCCUGGUCAGUUCCACAGCUCAGAAGAAAGCGGGAUUAGCUCUCAGUGAAGUUGUUUUAUUUGCGGUCGGACAGUCUGCGAGCAUUAAAAUUAACCCAUGAGCACGGAUAAGCUGUAAAAGCAAAGUAUUGGAGUUCCGUUUUUCUAUUUUUUUAGCGCUGUCUAGCUCGUCAGUUUGCUAGUCGCAGCUGAGAGUACAGGCAGCGGCAGCCAUGAUGGCGUCCAGCUACAGCGCGAAGGAGGAGGACGGCCACCACUCAGGAUCCGCCGCAGCAGGUGGUCCUGGAGCGGGGAAAAGCAGGAAACCUGACAACACGGCUUUCAAACAGCAGCGCCUGCCAGCCUGGCAGCCCAUUCUUACAGCCGGCACCGUGCUGCCUGCCUUCUUCGUCAUCGGCCUCAUCUUCAUCCCCAUUGGCAUCGGCCUCUUCGUGACGUCCAAUAACAUCAAAGAGUUUGAGAUUGAUUACACUGGUGAUGAAUUGAGCAGCCCAUGCUCCAUAUGCUUGCAGACCUACAGCUGGAAUGAUUCCUGCAAAUGCUCUGUGCCUUUCUCCCUUGAUCAGCCAUUCGAGAGCAAUGUUUUUAUGUACUACGGACUGUCUAACUUUUAUCAGAACCACAGACGUUAUGUCAAGUCAAGAGAUGACAGUCAGUUGAAUGGAGACAAAAGCUCUUUAACUAAUCCCAGCAAAGAGUGUGAUCCAUACCGCAUAAGUGACAAGAAGCCUAUAGCACCAUGUGGUGCUAUUGCCAACAGUCUUUUUAAUGACACUUUGGAACUGUAUUACAUUUACCCAAAUGGUACCAGAACACUUAUUCCCCUUGUGAAGAAGGGAAUCGCUUGGUGGACUGACAAGCAUGUUAAGUUCAGGAAUCCUGCAGGAAACAAUGACAACCUCACAAUAACAUUCAAAGAUACUGCCAAACCUGUCAACUGGCACAAGCCUGUAUAUGAGCUAGAUCCCACUGAUCCUGACAACAAUGGUUUCAUCAAUGAGGACUUCAUUGUGUGGAUGAGAACAGCUGCUCUGCCCACCUUCAGAAAACUGUACCGCAUCAUCCAGAAGAACAAGGACAACCUGACUCCAACACUGCCCCGUGGGAACUACAGCCUUGAAAUUGCUUACAACUAUCCAGUACGGAGCUUUGAUGGCCGCAAACGCAUGAUCUUGAGCACGAUCUCUUGGAUGGGUGGAAAGAACCCAUUCCUGGGAAUUGCCUACAUCACUGUAGGCUCUGUCUGCUUUUUCCUGGGAGUGGUCCUACUAGUUAUCCACCACAAAUAUGGCAACCGCAGCAACAAUGCUGACAUCCCCAACUAGAGCCUCAAGACUGCUGCGGUUUCUGUUAUGGACCAGCUUACUGACAUGAGAUUUACAAAUAUUGGUCACACUGUUGCACAACUCGUCAUUGCUGUUAUCUCAUGCCAGAUGAUCCUGUGUGUAUAUAUAUUUGUUCUAAAGGACAAUAUCUUAAUUUGAUGUUCAAGCACUGGUAUUUAAGUGUAUGUCAUGUGGUUUAAGUAUUUAUAUAUUAUUCUCUAAAGGCCAUGUUUCAAAAAUAAGUUCAAUAGUAUUCUGUUCAGAUCUUGAAUGAAAUCUUAUGCAUUCAUUGGACAGUAUUGUGAAAUGAAAUAGAAACUUUGUGCUGAGUGGUGCUGAGACAUUUGCAGUAAAUGAUUUGAUUUUGUUUGUACAAACUGAUGGACUAUCUCUUUUAAGAUGCUUGCGUCAUGCUUAUAUUUGUUCUGUGAGCAAAAUACAUUUGAAAUGCUAAGUUGGGAAUGGCCUGGGAAUGAAGGAUGUUUGUGAACAUAGUGAGCUGCUUGAUUAUGCAUGUAGAAUAUUCCUAACUAAAAGAAAUGCAGUGACUCUUAAACCUCCUGUCCAUGUUCAGGACUAUGCUGUAUAUGGUCCCAGAUUGGCCAAAGGUAUACCAUGGUUGUGCUUAUAGUUGUGCAAGAAAGAACAUUUAAAAAUCUAUUUAACAGUGUUGCCGCUCAUGGCUGAAUGCUUGGCUUUCACUAGCUUUACCAGCAUUAUAUCUGUGUGAUCGUGUGAAUGGAGAAUUGCUUGCAUGGACUUGAUGUCAGGCUUUGCAGUCAAUGCGAUCAUUUUCAGGUGUGCUCCAGGAGCCUUUUGAAUGUUGGAAACUAUCACUUUUACAUUUUAUUUUCCCAUUUUAGACUGAUUCAGUUUACCAAGCUUUUCUCAGUGUCAUCCAAAGUUAAUUUUAUUUCUAAAUCUUGUUUUAAAGUUAUCUGCAGGAUGUUUCAGCUGGUCUUACUUGUUGUCUUCUUCUUGUCCAUUUAUGUUUCCAUUUACAAAAGUGUACUCACUGGUUAAUGAAGCCAGCUGUCCAUAUGGUUCUUACUUCUGUGAUUGAGAGGAAAGGCACGAGUUUUCAAAAGGUCUGUCCGUUCACAUUGAAGGUCUUUUGUAUAAAGUGAAGGUGUAGAGUUCUACAAAUCAAUCCAGUCAAAUAAACAUGCAUUCCUGAUGUGACCUAUGUUAAUAUGCAUAGAUCCAAAGUAAAUAUUUGUUUACUUUUUGUUUCCUGUCUAAGGGUUAGGUCUGUUAUUUCUUUUGUUGGAAUUAUUUCUCACAUGUGACUGUGAUCUGUAGGCAGCAGAAAUGCCCUGGCUUUGUUACACAGCAGUAAUAGAUAUUCUGUGAUUUUUGCAGGCCUUCUUACGAAAGGCUUCCUAAAAGUGUACCUCACUGUUCCUUGUUUUCUGAAUAAAGUCUCUCGAAAAUAAAUCGACUUAAAGGUAA
Molecule: messenger RNA, 2791 nt
Organism: Colossoma macropomum (tambaqui)
Lineage: Eukaryota; Metazoa; Chordata; Actinopteri; Characiformes; Serrasalmidae
Gene: cdc50aa
Product: transmembrane protein 30Aa
Exons: 7
Coding region: 227-1339 (370 amino acids)
Biological process (GO): phospholipid translocation
Cellular component (GO): Golgi apparatus; endoplasmic reticulum; plasma membrane
Source: RefSeq, a predicted model, not a curated record